Pomacea canaliculata is the source of this 2734-nucleotide messenger RNA. Its product is annotated as protein ABHD8-like. The record is from RefSeq and is a predicted model, not a curated record. Gene Ontology annotation, molecular function: catalytic activity. NCBI's taxonomy places the organism in Eukaryota, Metazoa, Mollusca, Gastropoda, Architaenioglossa, Ampullariidae. The transcript has 5 exons. The coding region runs from base 226 to 1704 and encodes 492 amino acids.
CCGGCAACUAAAAAGUGGGAAAAUGCACAACAUAUUUUCUCAAUGAUCUACAAUUGAUGCUGAUACUUAGGUGAGUAAAAAUGUAAUUUUAAACACUGUAAGCAGUCGUACCCUAUCAUUUGCACGCUUGUGCACUGUUGGGAAAUGUGCUUGGGGAGGAGCACGCUGACAUCUCGAUCGUCAAAAAGAAGAAUCCUGCAUAAAUGAGAAAGUGCAGAAAGAAGUAUGGAAAGAGAAAUGCAAGCGAAAUCAUCCAAACCCAGCCUGGUUUGUUGUAAUCACUCAAGGCAACAUCGGGUUCGACCAUUUUCAUGCAGUAAUGGUGAAAAUUAUCUUGAGGAAAUACGACCUAAUAGAGUGCUUCAUAUCCAGCACAUCAACCCCCAACCUCGUGACCCUCAGUUUGAGAAAGAGAUGCGUGUGCAAAGGGUAUACAGAAAGUCUGGUUUUCAUGGUGGUCCAUCUGUAAAUGGGCCUCUUACUAUACCAAGGAGAAAAGCUGGAGAAACGCUUUUUCCUACCAAAGAAGUAACUCUCACAAGUUUGCCCAAUUCUGUGCAAACUCAUCCUGGGGAAAGCCACAUAGUUGCUCAAAUGAAAAAAGAACCAAUGAACUCUGGAACAUCAUCUGCAUCAAGAGUCCAUCUAGCCUUCCACAAUGAGACAAGCCUACAACUGGAAGAUAAACCAUUAUCUUAUUCUAUCCCAGAUCUUCUGAAAAUGCAGUCUGUUCCUGCUGAAAAUUUGACAGACAAAAAUCCUUUAAGACCUCAAAUACAAAAGAAAAAUAAAGAAUUGGAAUAUCAAGGCAAUGGUGAAAGUAUACUAGGUAAAAAUAAGGUAUUAGAAUUAUCUUCUGAGAGUGGUAAACCAUCAGAAUUAUCAUUUGUAAAUAAUAAAAUGGCAUCGUGUCCUCAACCAUCUGUUGUCAUCUUCUUUCUUCAUGGUGUUGGGGGAUCAUCUGAUGUUUGGCAGUCUCAAAUGCACUAUUUUGCUUGCGAAGGAUAUGAAAUAGUGGCUCCAGAUCUCAUAGGACAUGGCUUUAGCUGCACACCUGAGGAUGCUCAAGCAUACCACUUCAAAGAGAUAGGUGCUGACCUGGAAGAAAUAUUUGACAAGUAUUGCAAGAAGAAGAAUGUAAUCAUUGGUCACUCCUAUGGAUGUUCUUUUGCAUGCCUGUUGGCAAGACUACGCCCACGAUUAGUACACAAACUUGUACUUAUUAGUGGAGGAGAUCCCAGCCCACUAGCCCCACAACCUGGAAUUUUCUCUCUACCUAUAUGUCUUUUAUGCUGCAUUAGACCCUGUCUCAACUGCGGAUUUCAGAAAAAUGCAUUUCACAAAACUCACAAAAUGGCUGAGAUCAGAGAGGAGGCUUUUUCCAUACCCACGUAUGUCCUACAGCAUACAAUGAAUGGCCAAGACUGGCCUGAUGGUGAUGAAAUAUUUCAUCAGUGGUUGGUGUGUCCAGUGCUGUUGAUUUAUGGAGAAAAGGACAAGCUGGUUUCUUUGGAUGAAGAAAAGGCUACAGCUCAGGCAAUUUUUGAUUCCCAUUUAGAAGUCAUACAAGAAGCUGGUCAUAUGGUUAUGAUGGAAGCCCCAGCAGAAGUCAACAGACUCAUCCACAAUUUCCUGCUGGAACACACAAGAACUGUGAACCAUCCUGCUCUGGAUAUGUCAUCUGAGUUAAUAAGUCUGCAGUGAUCCUAUGAGUCACAAAACCUUUCUGACUUUUCUCUAAAGCAAAAUACCAGACGUCAGUUUAUGUGGUUACUGCACAAUGUGAAUUGCUUAGAAACACAUAGAUGUUCUCCUGCAUUCAUUGUUUUUGGGGUUUUUUUUUUUAAAAUAAGGGCAGUACAGGAGAAUACAUUACUUUAUACUAAUGCUGCUUGUAGCUGCUAUUUUGUGUUUGUGGAGCUCAUUGUUUGUUAUUUUUAAAAUCAAAAAGUCACCACAAACUGGAUUAGCCCUGAUUUAAUGGGGCUGUUUAAUUCUGUAAUUUUGUUUUUCAGAUUUCUCAUCCGGUUACUGUGGAGGACAAUGAUAAUCAAAAGCAAAAAGAUAAAAAAAAUUAUACAUUACUUUAAAUUACUUUUAAAGAGACUUUGGUAUUGUUUUUGUACACAUUUAAGUCUUAAAUGCAUUUUGCAUUUUUGCUUCCAGAAAUCUUGCCUGUUGACUGUUUCAUUGAAUGUUGCUUCCUUUCUGUAGUGGUGAUUCUGGCAUCCAGAGAUUUUUUAGACAGCUAUUCAAAUUCAGCAAACUCAUUCAUUUUUAGAAAUAGCUAUCAUAAAUGAAAGAACCAAAGAAUUGCUGAAAGUAUUAAUGAUCAUUAUGUAAAAUUCAUCCCUAAGAAUGUAUAAUGCUACAAUCUAGUUACAUAUGUUAACUACAGGCUUAGCUGGAAAAAGAAACCAUUGUAUUUAUAACUUUGACUGUGAUGAUGUGUGCUUAAACAGUCUUUUCCACUUAUUUUACUCUUUCCAGACUAAUAAUCUUAAGAAGUACCAAAUAUUUCCCAUGGAUAUGUAAUUCACACACUUGCCUACCAAUUAGCUGUGAUCUAAUUUAUGUUUAGUUAUUUUAUUGAUGUGAUAUACACAUCAUGAGCAAUUCUUUGAAUUCUGUAUUGAGCCAUAGUUCUAAAAAGUUUGUUAGAUUUAAUGUUUCUUCCAACUCCAGGCAAAAGAAAGCUGUGAUAUAUGUACUUUUGAAUAAAUAUCUGAGAUUU